AUGGUGUUUUCUCUUCCUGAAGAUUUGUUGGCGUUGAUUCUCAUGGCGCCUUCGAAGCUCUUCGUCUUCGCUCUUUCCGUGGCCCUAAUUUUCGUCAUCGGGCGAGUGAAAUGGCGUUGUUGCCCUAAUCUUCGCUCUUUGAGAGAUAUAUUGGUAUUCCUUACGAGUCAAGAAGAAAUUGAAACGGUAGAAGAAAUCCUGAAACAUCGGAUGAGAGGUUUUGGUACUAAAAUAGCUGACUUAAUUAUAUGCCCGAUAUAUGCAAACUUGCCAACUGAACUACAAGCUAAAAUAUUUGAACCCACACCUGAAGGGGCUAGAAAGGUAGUCAUUGCCACUAAUAUUGCAGAAACAUCGUUAACAAUUGAUGGGAUUAAGUAUGUCAUUGAUCCAGGAUUCUAUAAGAUGAAAUGUUAUAAUCCAAGAACUGGAAUGAAGUCUUUACUGGUAACUCCCAUCUCAAAAGCUACAGCAAAGCAAAGAGUUGGUCGUUCUGGAAGGACAAGAUUUGUUGCUUCAGAAAAGUACAAAUGUUCUCACAAAAUUAUCUCCAUUGCUGCUAUGCUUUCUGUUGGCAACUCAAUAUUUUACUGA
Molecule: messenger RNA, 594 nt
Organism: Vicia faba (fava bean)
Lineage: Eukaryota; Viridiplantae; Streptophyta; Magnoliopsida; Fabales; Fabaceae
Source: the annotation of a GenBank genome assembly